AUGGUGAACGACGAUGAAACUUUGGCACCUACCAUUGUCAAAGUGCCGUCACCAAAAUCACAAUUAAAAACAUCUUCAUCAUCAUAUAGUUGGAAUUUUGGUAAAUUACCACGAGUACGUGCUGAACAGUUAUUAAUUGAUGAACUUGUUGGAACAUUUCUUAUACGUGAAAGUGAACAUUAUCCAGGAGAUUUAACAUUAUCAAUAAAAGAUGAUGCAAAAAUUCAACAUUAUAGAGUUAAACUCGAUCCAAUACGACAUACAUAUACAGUUGAUGAUGAAAUAUUUUUUCCUGAUCUUCGUUUACUUGUUGAGCAUUAUGAACUUGAUGCUGAUGGUUUAUGUUGUCGAUUAGAAAAAGCAUUGAAUAAUAAACAAGAUACAGUUGAUUCAAUUAAAGUUGGAGGAACAGUUCAACAACAACAACAACAACAAUCACCAUCAGUAGUUGUUAUUUCAUGUCAAACUUCAUCGACAAUUGAUUAUAGAGAACUUCAUCUUGGAAAACUUGUUGGAUCAGGAGAAUUUGCUGAGGUUUAUGAAGGUACAUACAGAAAAGUUCGUGUUGCUAUUAAAGUACUAAAGGAAGCAACUUCAGCAGCUCUUUUUCGUCAUGAAGCUGAUAUUAUGAGUUCAUUAAAACAUCGAAAUCUAGUUCAUUUUUUGGGUGUAGCACAAAAACCAGAUAAUAUUAUUUAUAUUGUUACAGAAUUUAUGGCUAAAGGUUCACUUCUUCAUUAUUUAACAACACGUGGUCGAUCAGUUAUUUCUCAAAAAGAUUUACUUGGUUUUUCAAUUGAUACAUGUGAAGGUUUAACCUAUUUAGAAGAAAAUCAUAUUGUACAUCGUGAUGUUGCUGCAAGCAAUGUAUUAAUUGCUGAUGAUAAUACAGCUAAAGUAUCUGAUUUUGGUUUAGCAAAAUUUGUUGAAACAACAGGAAAGGAGAAUGGAAAUAAAGAUUCAAAUGGUAAUAUAAUAAUAACAGAAAAAAUUAAAUGUAGAACAAAAUGGACAGCACCAGAAGCACUUGAAUCAAAACGAUAUACACAUAAAAGUGAUAUGUGGUCAUUUGGUAUUCUUCUUUGGGAAGUUUUCUCUUAUGGACGAUGUCCUUAUCCUCGUAUUCCUGCUAAUGAUGUAUUGCUCAAUUUAAAACAAGGUCAUAGAAUGGAACCACCAGAUGGUUGUCCACAAGAAGUAGGUGAUAUUAUGCGUCAAGCUUGGCAAGCUGAUCCUGAUCGACGACCAUCAUUUAGUCAAGUACUCGAAUGGCUUAAACGUAUCAAUUCUUCCAUAAUGUCUUCCUGA
This is a messenger RNA of Rotaria sp. Silwood1, 1308 nucleotides long. NCBI's taxonomy places the organism in Eukaryota, Metazoa, Rotifera, Eurotatoria, Philodinida, Philodinidae. The record is from the annotation of a GenBank genome assembly.